AUGCUGUUCUUCUGGGUUCUGUUGUUUCUUUCUUUUCGCGGGAUUGUCGCGGAGGCGGAGGCGGACGAUGAUUUGAUGUCCUUUGUGACGCUACCGGAAGUGAGAGCGUUGAAGUUUAAUGUUGCAUACUACGAUCGCGAAUCGGUUAGCCCAGGCUACUGGUUCGUUGCGCCAUAUGGCGUGAUUGACCCAGAAGCUCCCACGAAGCAAUGGAAGCCUUGCCAAGUUGGACCCUACAUCUAUGAUGCAGAUGGCACUCUUGUUUGGGCCGGAUCUUGCAUGUUCGACAACCGCAACAUUUUCGAUUUCAAAGCCAUCAACAAUAUCGACGACAAAUCUCAUCUGUCCUUCAUCCUCCAGCAUGGCUACCAGGACGGCGGGAGGGACAAAGGAUACGGAUACAUUCUCGACCAGAACUAUGAGGUCGAGAGUGUUGUGCCGGUGACCAACGAUCUCUCAGCAUUUAACAUGCAUGAGUUCAACGUCCUUCCUGGUGGAAAGACUGCUUUGGCCUGCGCAUACCGCAACGAGUACGUCGACCUGGGAGACCUCGGUCGUCCCAACGAGUACGGCUGGAUUGUUGCUGGUGGCUUCGUCGAGCUGGACACGGCUACCGGCGAUGUCCUCUACGAAUGGUCUUCUCUCGGCUACAUCCCCAUCCACGAGUCCGUGAAAGUCGAUUCUCGCUCGCCGCCCGCUUCCCAACCCGGCUGGGAUUAUGUCCACGUGAACUCCAUUGACAAGAGCUCGACAGGAGACUACCUCUUGUCUGCGCGAUUCACGAGCACCCUCUACCUGAUCUCCGGCGAGGAUGGCCAGAUCAAAUGGCGCCUUGGUGGGAAGUACUCCGACUUCGUUCAGGACUUCACCUUCUCCAAGCAACACCAUGCACGUUUCGUCGAGUCCAACGCCACCCACGCUAUUGUCUCCUUCUUGAACAAUGCCUCUGAUGAGGCCGAAAACGAGGAAGAGACAUCCGCAGCGAUGUUCGUGCAGGUCGACACCACGACGACCCCCAUGACCGCGCGCCUGCUCAAGCACUACAAACGCCCAGACAACGGCCUGACCCGGCUCCGCGGUAGCGUCCAGACUCUCCCGAACGGAAACGUCUUCGUGGGUUGGAGUGAACAGGGCAUGCAGAGCGAGCACUCGCCCGACGGCAAGGUCCUCAUGCAAGGCCGCUUCGCAUCCACCCGUUUCUCGACCUACCGCUCGUACAAGUUUCCCUUCGUCGGCCGCCCCAGCACUCCUCCAGAUGUGGUUGCCUCCGUCUACGGUACCGACGAAACCGACCUGGCGACGAUCUUUCACGUCAGCUGGAACGGUGCCACCGACAUCGCCACCUGGAACUUCUACGCACGAGCCGACCGCCACGGCAUCCCCGUCUUGAUCGGCAACACGACCAAGUUCGACUUCGAGACCAUGUACAUCGCAGACGGCUACCUCGACUGGAUCUCUGUCGAGGCCGUUGACAAAGACAGCAACGUCCUCGGCACCUCUCCCAUCCACCGCACCGAGACCCCACAGAACUGGCGCCUGGCCGGCUUCCAGGGCGACACGAAGCCUACCUCCGAUGACCCGACAAUUCUGUACGGCCCCAAGAAGGCCGAGGUGGAGGAAGAUGUGGAAGAGGAGGACCCCAAUGCCGAGGCUAAGCAAGCAGCCAUGGCCGUAGAGAAGGCGUACGAGGUCAUUCACGGAGUCGGUGGCUUGUUGAUUUCUGUUCUGGUCAUCUGCUCCGCGGGCGGGGUCCUAGCGGGCGGUUAUUGGUUCCUCCGUCGUCGUCGUAUGCAGGCAUACCACGAAGUUCCGUCUGAGGAGGGCCAGUCCUUGACCGAAGUUGAUCGGUCCAGGGAGUAA
Messenger RNA from Aspergillus niger, 1860 nucleotides. RefSeq lists its product as uncharacterized. NCBI's taxonomy places the organism in Eukaryota, Fungi, Ascomycota, Eurotiomycetes, Eurotiales, Aspergillaceae. The transcript has 3 exons. The coding region runs from base 1 to 1860 and encodes 619 amino acids. The record is from RefSeq and is a predicted model, not a curated record.